AUCCAUCACAUGAAGCAUCCCUGAGCCCGGCACGAGAUCGGACUGAACCGUCCCAACCCGGAUUUUUGCUUGUCCUGUUGGGAGCACAGGAAAACUUGAAUAAAGCUUGCGAAGUUCUUCGCAUGUCUAUUCAGCAAGCGCAAACUAUGUGAGAUUGAUCUAUUCUUUGAGCUAGUGGCAGGGCUGAAGUCUCUAUCCCUCUUUCACCAGCCUUCCUUUCCAGACAAGGUUCGUGCAAUGCAGAAUUGUGAUCAUCUUAUCGCUUUAUUUGCAGCCAUGUUUUCCCUCUCCUCGAGGUCGCUCGCAUCCGAAGACUCCACCAGCGGCGGCACUACCAACAAGCUGUCGCAUCGAGAACUUCAUGACCUCUCAUUACAAUACAUCCACAAAGCUUUAGAGGCUUGCUCAAGCAGUGCCCCUCCUCUUUGCCUCCUUCAGGCCCUGACGUUGGCCGGCUUUUACAAGCUAGUCAACGGAGUGUACGGACCAGCUUGGAGGCUUGUCGGCUCUGGCGUACGAAUCGCCUAUGAGCUGCGCCUGCACCUAAUUGAUUGUAAGGGAUCCGACAAAGCACCAACAUGUGACAGUGAGCUCAUGGCUUGGUCCUCGAAUGAGGAACGACGCCGUUGCUGGUGGGCUCUAUGGGAAAUGGACAUCUUUUGUUCGACAAUCACGCGUACUCCUACAGCCGUAGACUGGAGUGCGAACGAGACAUGCCUUCCGAUCAACGACGAAUUGUGGUUUGCGAACAAGUACCAAGCUUCCUGCCUACUUCAAGGAAGUCCUGAAGAACGAUGGAGAAGACUCAAAAGUUCAGGCAAUGAAGAUUCAUUCUCAUGGGCCAUGCUCUUAGCUACCCUGAUGCACGACGGUCAACUACUGUGCCAAGACAGUAUAAAAGGCAUCAUUCCUUAUGCUGAAUGUCAGGAUGGGGACCCAUGGCUCGCCGAGGAGUAUACCCAUGCUUACAAACAAAAGUCAGAAGAGUUCACAGCCAGACUCUCCAGUCUCGUCAGAGCGUGUCAGGAUGUCACAGAAAACCUUCCAGCCAAAUUCUCGUAUGGUGGAGAAUCUCUGUCGUUUGGCUCCGUUGGAGACAAAGAUGCAUUGGCAAUGCGCCGAAUAAGCGGAGGGAAGCACUCCAUUCACAUGAUGACCGCGUCAGCCUGCUUCAUGAUAUAUCAAAAUUAUGUUUUCGCCGACAUCAUCGAAGGGCUGAGUCCCUUAUCAGUCUCCAAAGCCAAUAACGUUCCUUCCGGAGUGAUUACGCCGAACGCAAGCUCAAACGCCCGAGAAGGCUUGCAAAAUUACUUGAAAGCUGGUGACUUAGUGGUGCGACUAGUGGCAAGUUGUCCAGAAGGACACGAGCGAUACGUCAACCCCUAUUAUGCGAGCACCAUAUGGAUCGCCGCCGCCUUACAGGUUCUGAAGAGGGUGGCAUUGCGAGAUAACACGUCCAUGCUUUCCCAGCGUCACUACGGAAUACUACGGCAAUCCUACCUGCGAUAUUACCAGUUCUGGGAAACACCGCUCGCAUUGUUGCAAAACCUUGAUUCCCUGGACGCAAGGCUUGAAGCUCGACAAAAGGAACUCCAUCUAUCGCAAGGCCGAGUCAGGACUCGCCAUGACGAUGACCUGGCAAUACAGGGCCAGACGGCAGGCUCGAUAGGUGAGGAAGCCAUGAUACCUCCAGCAUACCAGCAACAAGUACUGCAAGAUUUACCGGGCCUUUCGGAGACUCAGCUCGAGACAUCCCAGCCAUCUGUCAAUGGCCCGGAUGGGACCUUCCCCAAUUUGCUCCCGGAAGAUGUAGAUUGGCUGGCGACUAUGCCUCCAGGAGUUGAUGAUUCGUUGAGCCAGUUUGCUUUCUCGGGGGAGUGCGACAGCGCCUGGUCGAACGAGCUGUUCAUGGGCGAUCUGGCGUGGUAUUCUACUGAUGUUAUGGCGGGCCUCUUUGAUGGAUAUACUGUAUGACAUCGGGUACAUGGGAGUCAAGACGCGGCUCUACGGGACGGACUUACUCACGUGUUGCCUCGCUUCUGCACAUACAAACGUGUGGUAUCUGCCGAGUUCUUGCGAUUAUCAUGUUUGAAGCAGCGGAACUCGAAGUUAAUGAAUUUGUUUUUGAACUCAUUCAAUUCAUGACGCGCUUGAGGUGCUACAGGAAGUGUUCGUCAAAAGGGAGCGCCUGUACGAACCGGGAAAUUGUU
This is a messenger RNA of Exophiala viscosa, 2210 nucleotides long. RefSeq lists its product as uncharacterized. NCBI's taxonomy places the organism in Eukaryota, Fungi, Ascomycota, Eurotiomycetes, Chaetothyriales, Herpotrichiellaceae. The transcript has 2 exons. The coding region runs from base 238 to 1974 and encodes 578 amino acids. Gene Ontology annotation, biological process: DNA-templated transcription. Gene Ontology annotation, molecular function: zinc ion binding; DNA binding. Gene Ontology annotation, cellular component: nucleus. The record is from RefSeq and is a predicted model, not a curated record.